AUGGCCCCUGAUCUGACUGCAUUCUUCCAGCAAAAUGCAAAGCACCUGCCGGUAUCACCUUGGAAGCUUGCCUGUUGGUUGGGCCUCCCAUAUAUUGCAUACCGAUUCAAUAGGUACUUGAGUUACAGGGCUUUGAAUAACGGUGUAGUGGAUAAUUUCGACUGGGAGAAAGAAAUCAUCCUUAUAACUGGAGGUUCUAAUGGUAUUGGUGCAGCAUGUGUGCAGAAAUUGGCUUCAAAGGGGACUCAGGUAGUUGUCCUGGAUAUACUACCGUUGAGCUAUGAUUCUCCUAAAAACCUGCACUAUUACCGCUGCGAUUUGACCAACUUCGAUGAGGUUCAGGCAGUUGCAGCCACCGUCACUAGAGAAGUUGGUGCACCAACAUGUGUUGUAGCAAAUGCAGGAAUUUGUCGUGGCAAGUCACUACUACAAGCCACCAAACGCGAUGUUGAAUUGACAUUUGGCGUCAACAGUUUAGGUCUUCUAUGGACUAUCAAAACAUUCUUACCGUCUCUUACUGCGAAGAACCAUGGUCACUUUGUGAUACUUGCCUCUCAAACAGGGCAUCUUGCGACAGCUGGAGUAGUAGACUACGCUGCCACUAAAGCCGCUGCUCUAGCCAUUUACGAAGGUCUUCAAACUGAACUACGCCAUAUCUAUAAAGCCCCAGCAGUGCGCGUAUCAUGUGUUUCACCGUCUGCUGUAACCACGAAGAUGUUCAGAGGAAUUAAAUUGCCAUCUUCGGUGCAACCCUUGCAACCUUCAGAUGUAGGCUCUGCAAUUGCGGAGAUUCUCUGGAGUGGUCGAGCACAAAAUAUUAUGCUCCCAGCUUCGGCGUAUAUAUCACCCAUUACUCGAGCUCUUCCGGAUUGGCUUCGAAUUGGAUUGCAGGAAUUUGGCAAGGAUGUCAUGACUGAUUUGGAUCCGCAUAAACCCUUGGACUGA
Messenger RNA from Talaromyces stipitatus ATCC 10500, 945 nucleotides. RefSeq names its product short-chain dehydrogenase, putative. The transcript is spliced from 4 exons. The record is from RefSeq and is a predicted model, not a curated record. Lineage: Eukaryota; Fungi; Ascomycota; Eurotiomycetes; Eurotiales; Trichocomaceae. The coding region runs from base 1 to 945 and encodes 314 amino acids. Gene Ontology annotation, molecular function: oxidoreductase activity, acting on the CH-OH group of donors, NAD or NADP as acceptor.